This is a messenger RNA of Tachysurus fulvidraco (yellow catfish), 1860 nucleotides long. RefSeq lists its product as uncharacterized. The coding region runs from base 81 to 893 and encodes 270 amino acids. The transcript has 5 exons. NCBI's taxonomy places the organism in Eukaryota, Metazoa, Chordata, Actinopteri, Siluriformes, Bagridae. The record is from RefSeq and is a predicted model, not a curated record.
GUGUGUGUGUGUGUGUGUGUAGGAGGGCACUAGACCUAAUAAAUACUCCUACAUAUCUUGGUUUAAAUCUUUCGGUAAAAAUGUUUUCAAGGCUCUUCUCCUUUCUUCUAGCUCUUCCUUUUUGCUACUCAAACACUGGUGUGAAGAGCAUUACAGUGUAUAGUGGAGGAUUCGCCUUUCUACCAUAUCCUUACAAUUUCACAUACAAUAAGGUCUACCAGAUCAGUGUGAAGUGUGAAAAGGAUGGAAAGAGUUUAUGUAAAUAUUUAACUGACAGUGAUAAAGGUAAAAUAAAUCUCCCUGAAUGUACAACUCAGUUUAAAUUAAAUAAAGAACCUUUAGGGCUGAAUAUAACAGAUGUUGAAAGCAGUGAUGCUGGUAAUUAUACGUGUGUGAUUACCAAAGUACUACCACCACCAACAGAGAACAAAUCUACAACCCUGCUGCUCAAAGUUAUUGAUCCACCAUCUCUCACCCUGGAGCUGAUGAACAGCACUAACUCCUCCUGUGUGGAGCUGCUCUGCUCUCUGCAGGGUUUGAUACCACAGCAGGUGAACUUCACAUGGACCAGAGCAGCUCAACUUCUUCACUAUUAUGAGUCCAACAAUAUGAGCAGCUCCCUGAUGCUCUGCAAGCCGAACUGGACAGAUGGAGAAACACUCACUUGUCGUGCCGAUUACUCAGUCAAUCACACACUCUACAGCAGGAACAUCAAACUCCCAUAUAACUCAGGUUCACCGGUGCAUGUUAUAGUGACUGGGACACUUUUGGGCUUAUUGAUUAGCACUACUUUUUUCGUCGAGAUUUACUACCAAUGUUUCACUGCCCGACGUGGCCGGUCUACUGCUGAUGGGACAGUUGCAACUGAACCUGUCUCUCACACUCAGGUCUAGUCCUUCAACUGUGCAAACUGCUACCAAGAAAGACGUUUUGAUGAGUACUAUUGAAUAAUAUGAGAGAGUACUCCUCCCUGCCAGUAGAGGACACAAUCUCCCUAAUUCUAUAUACUGCACAGUAGAAACCCGUUAAGUUCAGCAACACAUGCUUUGCUAAAGGAAUUAUGAGCCUUGAAGUUCUGCUGAUUUUCUAUGUUGUGCUUAUCUGCAUGCCCAGUUUAUUCUUCAGCGUAUUCUUUAACAUUGUUGUAUUAUGUCUUCUUGUGUUUUCUCUGUUUGAUUUUAUUAGUUUGUAUGCCUCGCCUUCAUAAUAAAGUGCUUCUGAAUUUCACUCUAAUCUCUGAAUCUCUCUCUGAAAGACGGUUUGGAGAUUUGGAAAUAGAUUUACACUUACUUCCCUCAGGUAGCCUUUCUUGAACAAUUACAUCAUAAUUGGACCAGCCUUCUGUCAUCUGCCCACAAUGCAGAGAGAUCUUCAAACUUGCCACAAUGUCCCUUGUUUCCCAUUAUUAUUGCACUCUGAUCUGCCAUUAUCACAAGGUUUCACUACUAAAUUACAUGUUGACUUCCAUCUAUCUGAAGCUCUGGUGAUCAGGAAUAGAUGAUGAGACACCAAAAGACCUGUGAAGUGGUGUGACUGACUACAACAAACAGUGCUUAGAAAAAAUCUUCAAGUAGACAAGACAUGAAGCUUGCAUUCACAGCGAUGGUCUGGUUGUUCACUGGGUAACCUUUACCUGAGGCAAAGUACUUAGAUAAGCUGGUCCAGAAUUAAACCACCUUAAACUACCAUCAUCCUCUAGGCUAGCCCUUACAUGUCACAUGCAGUGUCUGUGCUGAAAAUGUUUGUGGUUGAAGGCGAUAGAAUUGAAUAAGGACAGUAUGUCAAGUUUGUUUUUCUGUCACAAACUUCCUGUGUUCUCAUGAACUUCACUUUGCAACUCCACCCCCGCGUGUAAAGAUU